This is a messenger RNA of Musa acuminata AAA Group (dessert banana), 739 nucleotides long. RefSeq lists its product as uncharacterized. Gene Ontology annotation, cellular component: endoplasmic reticulum; endoplasmic reticulum membrane. The transcript is spliced from 5 exons. The record is from RefSeq and is a predicted model, not a curated record. NCBI's taxonomy places the organism in Eukaryota, Viridiplantae, Streptophyta, Magnoliopsida, Zingiberales, Musaceae. The coding region runs from base 56 to 445 and encodes 129 amino acids. Gene Ontology annotation, biological process: intracellular protein transport; endoplasmic reticulum to Golgi vesicle-mediated transport.
AUUAUGCCUCAAAAUAGUGGCUUGCCUUCGACCCACCGAGAGACGGAGAGAGAGAAUGGGGCUGCAGUGGGUGAUUUUGGCGGGGGUGGUGGCAAUGGAGGCCGCGGUCGCGGUGCUGCUGACUCUCCCCGCCCCGCGUCUCGUCAAGUCGCGGAUCGUUGCCUUGGCGUCGCUCCUCCUUCAGCCCGGAGCCAGUAUCCUCCCUUUCGCGGCCUUCCAGUUCUUAGAUUUGCGUUGGAAGAACGAGCAUCGGCUGAUGUGUACCUUCGAGGUCUGUACCACCGAAGAGAGGACUCGAUACGAGAAAUCCAUAUUUAAAGCACAGAGAAACGUCAUUCUAUGUGUCUCAGCAUGUCUCCUUUACUGGUGUAUCUUUCGUAUUUGCAAAUACCACAAAGAGAUUAGGGAAUUGGAAGAAGUUGAGAAGCAUCUGAAAGAUCAGUAGCCAUACCAUGUCUGAUGAUGUUUAAAUUACAUGAAGGUUAGAUUGUUGGUGAGUGAAUGGACAAUUUUAUAAUGUAAGAGUCGAUGAAGCUUUGAUGAUUGCUAUUCUCCGCAGAUAGGUUUUCGAACUGGUGUUGGUUGUCGUUCUUGUUCUCUUCAUGUACUUGAAUGACUUAAUAUGAAAACCAUGAUUUGAACUUGCAUAAAUGCAUUUCAUAUCUCCUGAAAAAUAUUGUAAAGAACAGCUGCAGAUUGAUCUUCUUGAUAAAAUUAUGAUCAUGAUUUAUGUCUGUUA